Molecule: messenger RNA, 3003 nt
Organism: Durio zibethinus
Lineage: Eukaryota; Viridiplantae; Streptophyta; Magnoliopsida; Malvales; Malvaceae
Source: RefSeq, a predicted model, not a curated record
CUGUUCUAAUUUGCAUUAUUCCUUUUCCUGUUCAUACUGUGGUUUUCGAAUAUGUAGGAUCUGGUGAGGGGCAGGAGAAUAUCAUUAACAUCAAGCUUAGCCUGAGGUUUGCAGAGCUUGGGUUUCAAUCCAGGCUUGAAGCUGAUGCCAAUGAGCUGCCGAGUGUGAACUGUGAAGUAUUUAAGCUUUAAUCUUGAUUUGACAUAUAUUACUAACAGUUUUUCAUUUCAUUUGGAAACUAGCUUUGUUUCAGGAGCAAGAUAGCCUAUAAGGAGUAGAUUGCAGUAAAAGGAUAGAUGAGAUAGUUCCUAAGAAAAAGAAAAUCUACUUAGUUGAAAAUUUGACAAAAUUAAAUCCUGUUAGGUAGGUUCACCAGCCAAUAUUGGUGCUGGAAUGCUGAAUUGUUGAUGGCGACAUAGAUUCAAAGUCAAAAGAAAAGAGCAAUUCCUUGAAAAAGGAAACCAACUCCAAGCACAGGUGAAAAUGGAUUAAAAACAAAACAAAAAAAGGAUAGAGAAGCAUGGAUUUCAAAGUGACGCGCGCGUAGGCGUCCGCCCACCGAAAAUGAACACGUCACCACCCAAGGUUAGAAGAAGAGAGAAGAAAAUGGGAUUAGGUUCUGAGGAAGGAAAGGUGAAGUCUUCGGAUAUGUGCAAAUCAAAGGUAAGGAAGAAGAAGAAGAAAAACAGUGAAAAAGAAGGUCUUGAUGAUGAAGCUGUGGUGGAAGAAACAGGGUGUUGGGUUAAGUUAAGGUUUAUUGGAAGCUGCAUUUCUUCAAGAUCCAAAGUUGAUAGUUCUGUUAGUGGUACUAGCACCCGUUAUGAUAACAAAUCUGCCAAUGAUACCAGUAGAGAUCAACCGGCAGCUGCAGUUGUCUCAUCUACAACCACUAGCAAUACAGAAAGUAAUUCAUCCACUUCCAAACUUGAAGAUGAGCUUAAAGUCGCAUCUCGGUUACGGAAGUUCACAUUUAACGAUCUAAAGUUGGCAACAAGAAACUUCAGACCUGAGAGUCUCCUUGGUGAAGGUGGUUUUGGUUGUGUUUUCAAGGGGUGGAUCGAAGAAAAUGGAACUGCUCCAGUUAAACCAGGCACUGGGCUUACUGUUGCUGUUAAAACACUCAACCAUGAUGGCCUCCAGGGUCACAAAGAAUGGCUGGUUUACACCUUUCCUCGGCGUUUCUGCUCUACUCACUAUUUCAUAUCAGCCGAAGUGAAUUUUCUUGGUGAUCUCAUCCAUCCUAACUUGGUUAAACUUGUUGGUUAUUGCAUUGAAGAUGAUCAGAGACUGCUAGUGUAUGAGUUUAUGCCUCGAGGAAGCUUGGAGAACCACCUCUUCAGAAGAUCCUUGCCCCUUCCUUGGUCCAUAAGGAUGAAAAUUGCUCUAGGUGCUGCGAAAGGUCUUGCAUUUCUUCAUGAAGAGGCAGAAAGACCUGUGAUAUAUCGGGAUUUCAAAACCUCUAAUAUCCUACUAGAUGCAGACUAUAAUGCAAAGCUUUCUGAUUUUGGACUUGCUAAAGAUGGUCCUGAGGGAGACAAAACCCAUGUAUCAACCCGUGUGAUGGGAACAUAUGGCUAUGCAGCCCCAGAAUACGUAAUGACUGGACAUCUUACAUCAAGAAGUGAUGUUUACAGUUUUGGUGUGGUUCUACUCGAAAUGUUGACUGGUAGAAGAUCCAUGGACAAAAACCGACCUAACGGAGAACAUAAUCUUGUAGAAUGGGCUCGGCCUUAUCUUAGAGAGAGAAGAAGAUUCUAUAGAUUGAUCGACCCUAGGCUUGAAGGUCACUUUUCAAUUAAAGGUGCUCAGAAAGCUGCACAGAUGGCUGCUCACUGUCUUAGCCGUGAUCCGAAAGCUAGACCUUUAAUGAGUGAAGUGGUGGAAGCCUUGAAGCCUCUACCAAAUCUCAAGGACAUGGCAAGCUCAUCAUAUUAUUUCCAGACAAUGCAAGCAGAACGGGUAGGGUCGAGCCCAAAUGCUAGAAAUGGUAUCCGAACUCAAGCUGGAUUACUUUCAAGGAAUGGGCACAGAAGCCUUUCCAUUCCCAAUGGUUCCCAUGCUUCUCCCUAUCACCAUCAGUAUCCCUAUCAAUCACCAAAACCCAAUGGUAAACCAUAAAGUUGGGUACUUAAUUAUCCUUUCCCCUAACCUCUUCUCAUAAUUUAUUUCUCCCCCCCCCCCCCCCCCCCUUUUUCUCUUGGUAUAGUCUACAGAUGUAUUCUGUCAAGGCAUUUGUUCCCAGACAAUGGAAAAAGUAACAGAGAAACAUGUUUGCUUUAUGUUAUGUUUAGGAUGUUAGCCUCCCAGCAGGAUAGUCAGGGCUGGUGAAGCUUAUGGAGCAAAAUUCCAUGUUAAUCAUCUGUUGCUUUAAUCUAUUUGAAAAUAUAAAAGAUUAGCUUUCUGUUCUCCUUCCUCUGAUAUAUGCAAGGGCUGAAAGAGUUGCCUCUUUCUUUUGAUGAGUAGCCUUUGUCCUGAGCAACUCUUUAGAAAUUAUUCUCAUUUAAAUGAAUUCAUAUAAUGGAAUUUAAGAAUAAGUCUAUCUGAUAUGAUUAGUGAUUCAAUAUAGACAAUAAUUCAAAGGAUAAUCUUUAUUCCUUUGAAUAAAGAAGUGGAUGUCUUGUCCAAAACAAAAGCACACUCAAAUGGCCAAAGAAGUGGAUGUCCUGUCCAAAACAAAAUCUUGAGACUUUAUACAUUUGUGAAGCAAAAAGAUAUAAGAAUAAUAUAACAAAAAGAGUUAUAAAAGAGAAAAAGAAUUUGUGAAGCAAAAAAAAUUAGUAGAUGAUAUCAUGGGUUGACAACUACACUCAUAAUUUAACUUUUGACAUUAUUAUUUAAUUAAAAAAAAAAACCCACGCACACACACGCGAAAAGUCUCCAUCAGAUUUAAAAAAGGGCUCAGCGUCCAGCGGUUCACCCGGCACGUAUUGAGAAGAGGAGUAACAACUUGGUAAUUCCUCCGUUGGCUUUAUCCAGACGACAGCGACAAUUCUUAUAGCUUUU